This is a messenger RNA of Neurospora crassa OR74A, 1806 nucleotides long. RefSeq lists its product as hypothetical. NCBI's taxonomy places the organism in Eukaryota, Fungi, Ascomycota, Sordariomycetes, Sordariales, Sordariaceae. The coding region runs from base 567 to 1505 and encodes 312 amino acids. The record is from RefSeq and is a predicted model, not a curated record. The transcript is spliced from 3 exons.
GGAAGACCCGGACUUUUCUUCUCCAGAACAUGUUCCUCUGCCGUUAUGCGACUUGUCAACGUCCUCGCUUUAUACCCUACCUACCAGCGUCUUGAACACUCGCGUCUGGGCUCUGACGUAUUCUUUCCCCGUUUCUUACAGAUCCCUAUACCCAGUGGCGCAAUGGCUCAGAUUUAGACAUCUUGUUUGUGGCUUUCAUCAACGACAAGUCUGACCUUGGCAGGUUGGGUGUCCAACAAGCACCAUCACGGUCCAGGAGCCCGGAAGAACUGAGGAUUGGCAGCGUGGAGGACCGAGAGGCAUCGAGGAUCACAUCACGAACCGAUAGCAACGAACACGCAUCUCGCAGGAACAACACGAUAGUUUUCCUGCGCCGCUACUUCCCUCUUGCAAACUUCAAGCUGGACGAGCCAUAAAGACCAUUGAAACCGGCACUCAGUCUCGAAGGACCCACUAACCCGGUCACCUUAUCGGCUCGUCUUGAUGCUCGGGAUGCUCAACUCAAAACCUUGAGCCAAAAACACCAGACAGCUGCGCCGCCCAGCCCAUCCAAAGCCAACGGCUUAAUGCCGCGGGAUGCCCCCCUGCGGCACCCGCCGCCCGUCUAUGUCUUCGACCAACCAACCAACCCUGUCAUCGAGUCCUGGCUAGACGCCCUUCCUCCCUUAGCCAAGGAGCCCUGCCGCCGGGACAUCCAACAAUGGCGCCGCGCGCGAGGCGUCGGAUUAUCAGUCCAUAGGACCUGGUUCAUCUUCUCCAUUAUCAUUCGAGCCAUCUCGACGGCUGUUGCGAUCAUUGCAUGGAGUCUGAACAUGGCGGUAUUUGUUGAAAGUCGGCCGUACUGGGGUGGAGUGCCGGGAAGGAUGAUUGCUGUGCUUGUGGUGGCACCCGUUAUCAUCACUUGGAACACCGCGGAGUUCAUCGCAAUUUGUGUUCGCAAAUCGAGCGGGAUACCAGCCGUGUAUCAUGUCGGGGCUGAUGGGAUUUUGUUUGUGGGCGUCGCGAUAACCACGGGAAUUGUACUGGUCGAUUUGAUCAUUGGAACAGCGACAUUUGGGUCGGCGUAUGAUGAGCCGUUGGCAAAGGGCAUCGUGGAGGUUGCGAUGCUGCUUUUACUGAUGCUCCUCCACUCCUUCCUCUUCUUCAACUACUUCUGCCACAAGCUGGACAGACGCGACUCAAGACCACGCGUAAAGAGGACGGGCCUACCGACAGGAGACCAGGAAGCUGCGGUUGAGGGGGGACAGCCUACAACACAAUUGGAGCCGCCGUUUCGCUACAAGCCUUACGAAUAUUACGCCAAGCAGGAAAUGGAGAUCGCAAGUGUCGGACAACGGCCAAACGAAGGAUUUGUGGUCGACAAGGGUAUAGAGGAUAUGGAACCGACUGUCGCAGGGAGUACGACACCAGCAGCGGGACAGUCAGAGGGCCAGAGAUGGUAUAAGAUACCGGUACUACGGUCGAUGUUUCCACGGCAAAAGCCCGAAACAUACCUCUACGUAUAAGGCGAGAUAUUCACUAUGUAUCCAAAGAUGAGGAGGAAGGACAAGAGUUGGAUCUAUAUCACAAUGAUGCCUUUAAUGACAGAUGACGUUCGGAGCAAUGAAAGAAGGCAGCAACGACAGAGGCAAGGCUUGGAGGAGACGCCCAAAGAAUGACCGCAUACAGCAUGGCCCGAUGUUUAACUCGUAGCUGAGGGUGUCACACCAGUCUGUCCUUGUUGGAUAUUGGAUAGCAAAGAGGGAUUGCUCAACCACUCUAGUAAUGAUGACAAAAGAAGUCUAGACAAUAUAUCGUUACACGGUG